GCCCUUCUUCGCUGCUUUCUUCUUCUGGAAUUUCCACUCUGUUAUCUGCUGUACCUCUUCAAUUUUACGCCAUUGAUUAAUAAAGUUCUCGCAGUUGGAGAAUUUCUUCAUCUUCUGGGAUUCAUAUAUCCAGCUUUCUGCAUUUGGCGCUUAGGGUUUAGCGAUUCUCAGCUGCUGUCCACCUCCUCUUCAAGUUCCACGGCUCUUUCUGUUUUAUUUCGCUUGUUGUUCGGGAGAUUGCUUUAGCCGCCAGUGUUGUUUGAUUGAUAAGUCGAGGAGUGCCCAUUUGAUAAUUUGGUAGAAUCUGAAAUCCCCAUUUCCCAUUAAUUGGAUUCGAUUCUCAGUGAUCGGGGCAGAAAUUCAGUCUUUCGGUUGAAGCGAACCUAUUUGAUACUUUGCCUCAGAGAGCUAGUUUGGAAAGGAAGGAGGAAGUUUGUGUUUCUCGUGGUGCUGCUGUCUGGUGGGCUAUCUGGGGUUUGAAGAUUCUCAUUUUCGGUAUCUGAUCGGUGAGGUUUUAUUGAUGGCGGAGCCGGAAUCGAAGCCUGAAGUUUCUGUGGAGACAUCGCCUGAUUUGCUUAAGAAUACGCCAUCGAACAUUGCGCGGUUGGAAGAUGUAAUAGAGCACUCGAAAGGUCGGCAGAAGUAUCUUGCACAGACCAAAAGUCCAUCUGAUGGUGGUGACGUGAGGUGGUACUUCUGUAGGGUACCUCUAGCUCCAACAGAGUUAGCUGCAUCUGUUCCUCGCAACGAAGUAGUAGAAAAGGGCGAAUAUUUUCGUUUUGGAAUGAGAGAUUCACUUGCAAUUGAGGCUUCAUUCUUGCAGGUCAUACUUGUUAUCCUUCAUCUGCAGAAUGAAGAAGGGUUGCUUUCUACUUGGUGGAAAGAGUACGCAGAAUGUAGUGAAGGUCCAAGAGGACAACCAUCUUCAAGCAAGAAGAUAGAUGCCGAAGAUUCUAAUCUAUUUGAUACGGAGGAAGAAAGAGUUGGUGUGCCUGUGAAAGGAGGGUUGUAUGAGGUAGAUCUACCAAGGAGGCAUUGUUUUCCUGUUUACUGGAACGGAGAAAACCGGCGAGUCCUGAGAGGUCACUGGUUUGCUCGUAAGGGGGGCUUAGAUUGGCUUCCUCUUCGUGAAGAUGUUUCUGAACAAUUAGAGGUGGCAUACCGCAGCCAGGUUUGGCAUCGUAGAACAUUUCAACCCUCUGGACUAUUUGCUGCUCGUGUUGAACUGCAAGGAUUUACACCAGGACUUCAUGCUCUUUUUAUGGGUGAAGAUGAUACCUGGGAGGCUUGGCUCAAUGUUGAUGCUUCCGGUGUUGCUAGUAUUGUUAAUUUUAGUGGAAAUGGGAUUAAGUUAAGGCGUGGUUAUUCUGCGCCGUCCUCAACAAAACCAACUCAGGAUGAAUUGCGGCAGCAGAAGGAGGAGGAAAUGGAUGAUUACUGCUCACAGGUUCCUGUACGACAUGUGGUAUUUAUGGUCCACGGUAUUGGUCAAAGGUUGGAGAAAUCUAAUUUGGUCGAUGAUGUUACCGAAUUUCGACAUAUUACUGCGAGUCUUGCUGAAAGGCAUCUAACCUCUCAUCAACUUGCUGCUCAGCGGGUUCUCUUUAUUCCAUGCCAGUGGAGAAAGGGCUUGAAACUUAGUGGUGAAGCUGCUGUUGAAAAGAUCACUUUAGAUGGUGUACGUGGCCUUCGUGUGAUGCUUGGUGCAACAGCUCAUGACGUAUUGUACUACAUGAGUCCAAUCUACUGUCAAGAUAUUAUUAAUUCGGUGUCAAACCAGUUAAACCGUUUGCAUUCAAAAUUUCUCAAGCGAAAUCCUGGGUAUGAUGGUAAGGUUUCCUUAUAUGGUCAUUCGUUGGGGAGUGUUCUCUCUUAUGACAUCCUCUGCCAUCAAGAGAACCUGUCAUCCCCAUUUCCUAUGGAGUGGAUGUACAAAGAACAGCCUUCCACUCCAAAUUCACUCCCUGAUGUGAAUGAGGAAUCUUCAAUGCAUAACCCUUUGCCCAAGCUGGAUGGUACCUUUUCCACUGAACAAAUAGUGGAUUCUGCUGAUGAGGCAUCGACUCCAGUUCAUGAAGUUAAGGCCACGUCAGGGGAGUUCGAGAAAGCCGAAGGUUUUCCCAAUUCGGAUGACAAUGGUCGAACCCUGUCUGAGGAAAAGGAUGGGUUAGAUAAAGAUGCCACUACGACAGUCGAUGACUCAAUUGAAGGACUGGAGAAUGAGGCUGUCGAAAACUGCAAAGCGGAUAAUGUCAAAGAGGUUGAAUUGUUGAAGGAAGAGAUCAAUUGCCUUAAAGCGAAAAUGGCAGAAUUGGAAUCGAGGAGUGUGACUGGGCCUGCUUGCGAAAGUAAGGAGAUGCCUGAAACAAAAGCAAGCGAGUCCACAUAUGAGAAUACCCCUACCACUUUGCAAAAUGAACCACAGAAUUACACCCCCUACAUAAAGUACACAAAACUUGAAUUUACGGUAGACACGUUUUUUGCUGUCGGUUCCCCUCUUGGAGUAUUCCUCGCUCUUCGUAACAUUCGUAUCGGAGUUGGCAAAGGGCAAGAAUAUUGGAUGGAAGAAAAUAUCACAGAGGAGAUACCAGCCUGUAGGCAAAUGUUCAACAUUUUCCACCCAUUUGAUCCUGUAGCUUACAGAAUAGAGCCACUUGUAUGUAAAGAAUACAUCAACAGGCGUCCUGUCAUUGUUCCUUACCACAGAGGUGGAAAGCGUUUGCACAUUGGAUUUCAAGAAUUUUCUGAAGAUUUAGCUGCUCGGUCGCAGGCAAUCAAGGAUCGUUUAAAUUCUGUAAGGGUUAAAGUUCUUACAAUGUGCCAGUCGAAAAAUGAAAAUAGCUUCGAUGGACAAGAGGAAAAUGUUCAGGAUAGGAAUGAGAGAACAUACGGCACUCUCAUGAUGGAAAGGUUGACUGGAAGUGAAGAAGGGCGAAUAGAUCACAUGCUUCAGGAUAAAACUUUUGAACAUCCAUAUCUACAAGCAAUUGGAGCACAUACGAACUACUGGAGGGAUUGCGACACUGCACUCUUCAUCUUGAAACACUUAUACCGGAACAUAUCGGACGAGGCCGAUCACGACGAUGAGACUGGCGAAGGAGACUCCUCGAGAGAUGGAAAUAGUGGCUGCGGUACCUCGACAUGGCAGGAACGGAGAGAGUCGGCAGAGGAGGAACUUCCUUUAACUUUCUCCGACCGACUGACCAUGAAGAACUUCUCCAGGAAAGCAAAGAAAUUCAUGAGGAAGUCGUGAUAGCUCAUCAGAGACAAACAUGGUUGGUUAUGUUCAUAGGGUUUCCGUAGUAGGGCACAGAACAGUAAGCUGUAUCUUUGUACACAAACAAUAAAAAGGGUAUCUUGAAAAAGUUUAUUUUGAAGCCUUGCCUCUACCACGAUAUGUACAUAGAAACAUGUGUGAUUGUGAGUGUGACAAAAUGGGUGCACCAGUUGUAUAUAGACUUGGGACUGGGUGGCUGUUUGUUUGAUUCUAUGUUGUUUUUAAGUUUAUCAGAUAGAUUGUAAGUAGUAUCCAAUGUAUAAAAAGUAAAAUGAUGUCUGCAUCAAUUCGUAUCAGAGCUCGUUUCUGAUUUUAUGGAGGAACUAAUUCCUUCAAUCAUAUAUCACGUAUUUCUAUUCAAUUCUCUCUAUACUUCCGAUUCUCGUUACCUGCAUCAUACAGUUCGACUUCAGAAACCACAGCAACAAUCAUUGUUCUAAAUCAUAAAUUCUACCAGCAGAACAGCUUGCAUCUCAGAAACAAAAGACUUGGUGGAGCAUCUCCACUCCACUACUUUGAGAGUUGGAAGAGAGCUUCCUCUGACAUCAAGCAUUCCAAAAAUGUUAUAUACCUUGCUUCUCUGAUUCUCUCACUCCUUCCCUAGAUCCUCCAUGACAGCUUCAAUGCCACUGGAAUUAAUAAAACCCUACCUUGUUCUUCACACAACUUCGCUUCCAAUCCAACCUUACUCCACCUUCUUCCCCAUCUUCUUCAUCCCUUCCAUUGCCUUUCCUUCCACAAAACCACCUGCAACCCACAAACAAACCUACUCCAACUAAACUAUAAUAAACUGCAACCAAACCAACCACUCUUGACAGGUUUCCUCAAAUAUAAAGAAGCUGCCACUCGGAAAAUGGUGCUGAAGAAACUGAGCAGAAAGGUCAAAACCUUAGUCACUAAGCCAUUCGACAAGAAACGCGGUAGAAGCAGCCCUCCUCCUCUGCCUCCAGCUCCUUCCUUCCAUAAACCUCCCUCUCCAAUCCACUUCUCUCCAUCGUCCCCUGAACAACAACAACUACUACUCUCCCCAAUCAUGCCUCCGCCGCCGCACCGCCGCCGCCCUGCUUUCCCAUUUGUCUUCCCGCAGGAGAACUCCACCGUCCUCCCGGACCCAUCCGCCUUCUUCUCCACCGCCCUCCUCUCUUCCCCUCUCCCCACCAAUUCCUUCUUCCAGAACUUCACCCUCAAAAAUGGCGAUCAGCCAGAGUACAUCCACCCUUACCUCGUCAAACCCACCGGCUCUGCCCUCUCCGUCUCCUACCCAUCCAUCUUCCACAACUCUGCUUUCACUUACCAGGUUUUCAACGCCGAUCUCACCCUCUCCGCCGCCGCUCCCUCCGCCGCCGAUCGCCACGUCAUCACCUCCUUCAACGACCUCAGCGUGACGCUCGAUUUCCCCUCUUCCAACCUCCGAUUCUUCCUCGUCAGAGGAAGCCCCUUCCUCACUUGCUCCGUCUCCGGAAACACGCCCAUUUCAAUCUCCACCAUUCACGCCAUUCUCUCGUGUUCUUCCCCCACCAAUUCGCUCAACAAGUACACGGUCAAGCUCAACAACAACCAGACCUGGCUCAUUUACUCGUCGUCUCCAAUCAAUUUGACCCACACCACUUCUUCAAUCACCUCCGCCGCCGGAUUCUCCGGCAUCCUGAGGAUCGCGAUCCUGCCCGACGAAUCCGACCCGGGAUCCGAAUCCGAAUCCGUUCUCGAUCGGUUCAGCUCCUGCUACCCAGUUUCCGGGGAGGCGAUUCUCUCCAAGCCCUUCUCCGUCGAGUACAAAUGGGAGAAGAAAGGAUGGGGCGAUCUGCUUAUGCUCGCCCAUCCCCUGCAUCUCAAGCUCUUAUCCGGCGAUGACUGCGACGUCACCGUUAUGGAAGGCUUGAAGUACAGGAGCAUGGACGGUGACCUCGUAGCCGUCGCCGGCGAUUCGUGGGUCCUAAAAUCGGAUCCUGUUUCAGUGACUUGGCAUUCGAUUAAGGGAAUCAAAGACAAUGGCUACAAUGAAAUCGUGGAUGCGCUUCGCAAGGAUGUGGAUGGCUUGAAUGCAUCGGCGAUAGCCACGACCUCGUCUUACUUCUACGGCAAAUUGGUCGCCAGGGGAGCUAGAUUGGCGUUGAUCGCCGAGGAAGUCGGUUUCCCUGAUGUGAUUCCGGCAGUAAGGAAGUUCUUGAAGGAGACGAUUGAGCCAUGGCUGGAAGGGACAUUCAAUGGGAAUGGGUUUAUGUAUGAUGGCAAAUGGGGUGGCAUUGUUACCAAGCAAGGACUAACAGAUUCCGGUGCUGAUUUCGGGUUUGGCAUAUACAACGACCACCAUUUCCAUCUGGGUUAUUUCCUUUACGGCAUUGCUGUUCUUGCCAAGAUCGACCCGGCCUGGGGGAGAAAAUACAGGCCACAAGCUUACUCUCUAAUGGCCGAUUUCAUGAACCUGGGAAAGCGAUCGGAUUCGAGUUACACUCGUUUGAGGUGCUUCGAUCUGUACAAGCUUCAUUCUUGGGCGGGAGGGCUGACCGAAUUUGCGGAUGGACGGAAUCAGGAGAGCACAAGUGAGGCUGUGAAUGCAUAUUAUUCAGCUGCUUUGAUGGGAUUAGCUUAUGGAGACACCCAUCUCGUCGCCAUUGGAUCCUCGCUUGCUGCGAUGGAGAUUCAGGCAGCACAGACGUGGUGGCAUGUGAAGGAAGGUGACACCAUCUAUGCUACGGAUUUCACUGCUGAGAACAAAGUGGUGGGAGUGCUCUGGGCCAGCAAGAGGGACAGCGGGCUGUGGUUCGCGCCACCCGAAUGGAAGGAGUGCAGGCUUGGGAUUCAGGUGCUGCCAUUGCUGCCGAUCACUGAAGUGGUGUUCUCUGAUUUGAAGUUUGCGAGGGAGCUCGUGGAUUGGACUCUGCCGGCGUUGGGGAGGGAAGGAGUUGGAGAAGGUUGGAAAGGGUUUGUGUAUGCGUUGGAAGCGAUGUUUGAUAAAGGGAGUGCUUUGGAGAAGACCAAGAGGUUGAAUGGCCAUGACGAUGGGAAUUCGCUUAGUAAUAUGUUGUGGUGGAUACAUAGCAGAGAUGAUGAAGGAGGGUGUGAAGGUGGUGGAGGGAAGUUCUGCUGGUUUGGUCACUACUGUCACUAAAAGAUCAUUCCUUUAUGUUACAAGACAGUUAGUUUGUGGAAUAAAUUCUGGGUUUUGUUGCUGUGUGUGUUUCUGUACAUUAUGUAUUUGCUUGUUCUUCUUGAUUGUGUUUUUCUACGAGCCAUUUGCAUUUGGAAUCUGAUGAUACAUAUGCAGCAAUGGCGUCUGAAGUCUGCUGCAACCCAGAUACAUGGAAAAGGAAUACUAGUAUUAGCAUAACAGAAUAUGGCAAAUGAUGGCGAGAACCGUAAAAGCAUUUUGGAUUUGGAUAUGGAUGUUCUUCAAAUGCGCGAACACUUGGUCUGAGCUUUGGGAAAUGAUGAUGGGCAAUGAUAGGUUCUUAUCAACUGAACCACUUCAGUGCAGAGGUAGUCAAAGGAGAAGACGACUUAAAGAAGGAAAUCUUGCCUACUUUUCCAGUUUGUUAGAGUGGAAAAUUAGGGAACAACAAUAU
Molecule: messenger RNA, 6840 nt
Organism: Linum tenue
Lineage: Eukaryota; Viridiplantae; Streptophyta; Magnoliopsida; Malpighiales; Linaceae
Source: the annotation of a GenBank genome assembly